This is a messenger RNA of Phytomonas sp. EM1, 3351 nucleotides long. The record is from the annotation of a GenBank genome assembly. Lineage: Eukaryota; Euglenozoa; Kinetoplastea; Trypanosomatida; Trypanosomatidae.
AUGGCCAGCGAAAUUCAACUCAAUGAGUAUACAAGCCCAGAAAGUUCAGAAACGCAAAAGUAUCAUCCACGAAAAACGUUACGCAAAAAGUCGAUCUGGCAUCGUAUUUUAUCGAAAUCCGUUUCCUCUAAAGAUAGCAGAGCCUUCGAAUAUGGAAGACCCGAGGAGCACGACACCGAGGAGGUCAUUGUUUACAUGAAUGACCCAGGGCAGAAUAAAAAAUUUCGAUUUCCUACAAAUUUUAUCUAUACUUCAAAGUAUACAAUAUGGACAUUUUUGCCCGUUGGUCUCUUUUACCAAUUUUUGAAUGUUAGUAACCUUUAUUUUCUUGUCCAUGCGAUAUUUUCACUAAUACCAGGGGUGUCCCCGAUUAGCCCGAUAACUUCUAUUUUGCCAUUGCUGUUUGUGCUUACAGUCGCACUUUCUAGGGAGGGCGUAGAGGAUAUCGUUCGACAUCAGGCCGACAGACGAGUUAAUUCCUUGCCUGUUGAAGUACUACGGGAGGGUCGGAUGGUGUCAAUUCCCAGCUUCGAGCUGCUCCCGGGUGAUAUUAUUAAGAUCAGAAAUGGUGACGAGAUCACUGCUGAUGUGAUUCUAUUUUCUUCUUCUAUGGAUGAAGGUCAAGCCUUCAUCGAUACAUGCAAUUUAGACGGUGAAACAAACUUAAAGAGUCGUAAGGCAUUGGAGGCGACUUGGAACCUGUCGAGCGUAGAGGAGUUCACACAAACUUGUGCUGUCCUCCACACGACCCCGCCGGAUUCCGGUCUUCUGUCGUGGAUGGGUGUAAUCAAUAUAAAUGGGUGUGAACAUUCCCUGUCAUUGGAUCAAUUUCUUUAUAGAGGCUGUAUACUGAAAAACACGGACUGGGUAUGGGGCAUGGUAGCCUACACAGGCGUGAAUACUAAACUAUUCAAGAACUUGAAGAAGAGGCCGUUUAAGUCGUCAAGUCUAAAUUGCAAGAUGAACAUACUUAUCGUGGUCAUUUUUAUUUUUCAGAAUGUUGUACUAUUCACUUUCAGCGGAUUGGCGCCUUGGUGGAACUCUGCACAGGCCGGACGCUGGUACUUGGCUUUCUAUCUUAGUCGUGACGAACCCGUAAAGGUCUUUUUCUAUCGAUAUUUGACCUACUUUAUUUUGCUCAGCUACCUUAUCCCCAUAUCGCUUUUUGUGACCAUCGAUUUGUGCAAGGUGGUCCAGGCCUAUUGGAUGCGAAGGGAUUGCGAGAUGAUGGAGUCUGUAGAUGGUAAAGUGAGAGGUUGUAGAGCUAACACUUCCAACCUUAACGAACAGCUAGCCUUAGUGAAGUUUAUUUUCACUGACAAGACCGGAACUCUUACAGAAAAUGUAAUGCGGUUCAAAUGCGGCGACGCUAUUGGCGUUAGCAUUGACUCUGAAAACUUACAUAGCGUGUACGCUGAGUUAAACCCUGAUAGCCCUCAAUGUGCUUCGGUUUACGAGUACUUCAUAGCAUUAGCAUUGUGUAACACUAUACACAUUUUCAAGAGUGAAGACAACCCAUACGAAAUCACAUAUGGGGGGCCCUCCCCGGAUGAAAAAGCGUUGGUAGAAGCCGCUGCAGAGGCUGGCUUCCGUAUGACCCAACGAACCCUCCGCUGCAUCACGUUGGAUAUUGGGGGCAAGGAAAGGGUGUUCAAUAUUCUCGCCACGCUAGAGUUCACGCCUGAGCGUAAGAUGAUGAGCAUCAUUGUUGAAGACACGAUUACAGGCAAGAUCACUUUAUAUAACAAAGGGGCCGAUAGUUUUGUGAAGAAACAGCUCAGCUCGGCACCUGAUGUUCAGGCUAACUUCGAUAAAACAGAGAUCGCACUCACUAAUGCAGCCUCAAUGGGGCUUCGAACGCUACUAAUCUGUGCCAGGGAUCUGAGCUUUAGUGAAUUCGAGGACUGGAACGAAAGGUUCGAGAAGGCUAACAAAAUGCUACAAAACCGCAGCGCCGCUGUUGACAGUGUUUGCUUGGAGAUAGAACAGGAUAUGAGGCUCGUUGGCAUGACGGCCAUUGAAGAUCGUUUACAGGAUGAAGUACCACAGACGCUAUCUUUUUUCCUUAAGGCAGGGGUGGUUAUUUGGAUGCUGACAGGAGACAGGCGUGAGACGGCUGUGGCGAUUGCGGCGACCACCACUCUGGUGGACCCGCGCAACGACUUCAUUGACCACGUUGACAUCGGCAGCCUUGACCCCUCACAACCUGAAGCACUAAGCAAAGUAAGUGCUGAUUUGAAGCUUAUCGAAAUGCAUUUGUCAAUGAAGGAAACUAACCCAGGGAAGCGCUGUACUUUUGCAAUAGACGGUGUGGCCUUGAUGAUUGCUAUACGGCAUUGCUAUCAAGAAUUUUUGUUCAUCUCUCAAAGGGCUGACUCCGCUAUCUGUUGUCGCCUUACGCCUUUGCAGAAAGCAACUAUAGUGCGCAUGUUUCAGAAAGAAACGGGCAUGACGGCACUAGCCAUCGGUGAUGGCGUUAACGAUGUGUCUAUGCUUCAGGAAGGACGAGUCGGGGUUGGCAUUAUUGGGUUGGAGGGUGUGCACGCCGCGUUGGAGGCUGAUUAUGCGAUUCCUCGCUUCAAACACCUGCGUCGACUCUGCGCAAUUCACGGGCGGUACUCGCUCGUGCGCAACUCCCGUUGCAUUCUUAUGAGUUACUAUAAAAAUAUUACUUUAGCCGUCCUCCAGAUCAUAUUUGCCUGCUACACGGGGUUUUCAGGGAUGUCGCUCUUUGAUGGAUGGCUUUUGGUUUUUUACAACAUAGCACUUACCGCCUUACCACCGUUGUUUCUAGGUAUUUUUGAAAAAGACCUGCCCGAGAGCAUUUUGAUGACUCGACCGGUUCUUUACGCCUCAUUGGCGCAGGGCCAGUACUUUAGCUUUAGAAUAAUGGCAAUAUGGGUGGCUGAGGCACUUGUUUUGGCGCUUGUUAUUUUUUACACAGCUUAUCCCGUUUUGCACACAGCUAUUGGGGGUCAUAAAAUUAUUAUAACCGGGUCUAUCGGUAGCACAAUGAUUUAUAUAGGAUUAGUUUUCGCUGUGUUACUGCGCUUCGCGCUCAGUAUUCGCUGUUGGAACUUUUUUCAGGGUUUAGGUAUUUUGUUAUCAGCUUUAGGCACUCUUAUAAUUAUCCUAAUCUACUCGGCAAUCCCAAUGCUGCUUGAUUCUCCGACUGUAUAUUGGGGCAUCUUCAACUUAGCAGGCACGGCAGUUUUUUGGGGCUAUCUCUUGCUGUGGCUUAGCCUUUUGCUAGGAAUAUUGUUGAGUGUUUUUCAUUACAGAAGGCGUUUUUUCCCAACAUACAUAGAUGCUGUUGUUUUUGAGUAUAAGAAAACUCAUGGAAGCCUUUAA